AUGCAUAUUCAUAUUCCUCGUAUUGGAAUUGGUAUGGAUGCCUCCGUGACUCCUUUGCGGCAUGGCGGGCUCUGUCUAGUUCAAACUACCGAUUUCUUCUACCCGGUAGUUGAUGAUCCAUACAUGAUGGGCAAAAUAGCGUGUGCGAACGUAUUAAGUGAUCUGUAUGCCAUGGGAGUCACCGAAUGUGAUAAUAUGCUAAUGUUGCUGGGAGUAUCUACUAAGAUGACUGAGAAAGAGAGAGAUGUUGUUAUCCCCCUCAUAAUGAGAGGAUUCAAAGAUUCUGCUUGGGAAGCUGGCACUUCUGUAACAGGAGGGCAGACUGUUGUGAAUCCUUGGUGCACAAUUGGUGGGGUGGGAACAACAGUAUGUCAGCCUAAUGAAUACAUUGUACCAGAUAAUGCUGUAGUGGGUGAUGUAUUGGUUUUAACAAAACCAUUGGGAACACAGGUAGCUGUAAAUGCUCAUCAAUGGUUAGAACAACCUGACCGCUGGAAUCGUAUUAAGCUGGUUGUUUCUGAUGAAGAUGUACGUAAAGCUUACCAGAGAGCUAUGGAUUCAAUGGCUCGUUUAAAUAGAGUUGCAGCGAGAUUGAUGCACAAAUAUAAUGCUCAUGGAGCUACAGAUGUUACUGGCUUUGGAUUGCUAGGGCAUGCACAAAACUUGGCUCGUCAUCAGAAGAAUGAAGUUUCCUUUGUAAUUCAUAAUCUCCCAGUUAUAGCGAAAAUGGCAGCUGUUGCUAAAGCUUGUGGUAACAUGUUUCAGUUGCUUCAGGGUCAUUCUCCAGAAACUUCAGGAGGAUUACUAAUUUGCUUACCAAGAGAACAGGCUGCAGCUUAUUGUAAAGAUAUUGAAAAGCAAGAAAGCUACCAGGCUUGGAUUAUUGGUAUUGUGGAAAAAGGAAAUCGCACAGCAAGAAUAAUUGAUAAACCACGUAUAAUUGAAGUCCCAGCUAAAGAAAAGGAUGGUGAACUCUGGUAA
This is a messenger RNA of Gryllus bimaculatus (two-spotted cricket), 981 nucleotides long. NCBI's taxonomy places the organism in Eukaryota, Metazoa, Arthropoda, Insecta, Orthoptera, Gryllidae. The record is from the annotation of a GenBank genome assembly.